Messenger RNA from Malurus melanocephalus (red-backed fairy wren), 2260 nucleotides. It is a transcript of the gene RBPJ, whose product is annotated as recombination signal binding protein for immunoglobulin kappa J region. The transcript has 13 exons. Gene Ontology annotation, molecular function: DNA-binding transcription activator activity, RNA polymerase II-specific; RNA polymerase II cis-regulatory region sequence-specific DNA binding. Bases 684 to 2081 code for a protein of 465 amino acids. Gene Ontology annotation, cellular component: nucleus; MAML1-RBP-Jkappa- ICN1 complex. NCBI's taxonomy places the organism in Eukaryota, Metazoa, Chordata, Aves, Passeriformes, Maluridae. Gene Ontology annotation, biological process: regulation of transcription by RNA polymerase II; Notch signaling pathway. The record is from RefSeq and is a predicted model, not a curated record.
UUUGCUAGUGAAAGGAAAUUAUUUUCCAGCUUCUGAGAAAGUACUGUGGAAUAUACACUGUUUCUGUGUGGACUAUGAACAACAGGAGAGAGCAAAAAACAAAGUUCAGGUCAAAGCAUAGCACCCUCUGAUUUGGGGKCUCUGUGCAUAGUGCAGACUCUGUGGGCCUUGCAAGAAAAAUGGUGCACUGUUUAAGACACUCUUGGAAAUUAGGACUGUUGUAGUCAUUUCCAUAUUCCACUUCGCUUUUGUCUGGCAGCAGCAGAUUGGAAGUAAAACCUUUCUAAAGAAAAUUUCCAAGGCAAGACAAAGGUUAUCAUGAGAAGAGAGCGUCUAAGGAGGAAUGACAUAGCUGUCCUUGCUGUAGCCUACCUUAGGAGGCCAAACAUCAUAGAAUAAAUUAUGCUGGAAGCCACCUCAUGCUGGAGAGAAUCUUCCAGGCCCCAGGACACAGGGAAAGGUGCCUCCUAUCAGCUUCUGCCCAUAAUUCCGAAAGGUCGUUGGUUUCUAUCGCUUAGAAAGGCUCCUGACAAGACAGGCAUGACAACCACAUAAUGGCUGCUUUGAAGAACGUAAAACGUUUCCCUUUGCUUCAAUCCUUGGAAGAAGAGAURUCUCAGAAGAGAUAUACAUAAAGGAAAUUUGGAGAGCGACCUCAACCGAAACGGCUCACAAGGGAAGCAAUGCGAAAUUAUCUGAAGGAGCGAGGUGACCAAACAGUGCUAAUACUCCAUGCAAAAGUUGCGCAGAAAUCAUACGGGAAUGAAAAAAGGUUCUUUUGUCCUCCUCCAUGUGUGUAUCUCAUGGGCAGUGGAUGGAAGAAAAAAAAAGAGCAAAUGGAACGGGAUGGUUGCACUGAGCAGGAGUCACAACCUUGCGCCUUUAUUGGGAUAGGAAACAGUGACCAAGAAAUGCAGCAGCUGAACUUGGAAGGAAAGAAUUAUUGCACUGCCAAAACAUUAUACAUAUCAGACUCAGACAAGAGAAAGCACUUCAUGUUAUCAGUAAAAAUGUUCUAUGGCAAUAGUGAUGACAUCGGUGUGUUCCUCAGUAAACGGAUCAAAGUCAUCUCCAAACCUUCUAAAAAGAAACAGUCACUGAAAAAUGCAGACUUAUGUAUUGCAUCAGGGACAAAAGUGGCACUAUUUAAUAGACUUCGAUCCCAAACAGUUAGUACCAGAUAUUUGCACGUAGAAGGUGGUAAUUUCCAUGCCAGUUCACAACAGUGGGGAGCGUUUUACAUUCACCUCUUGGAUGAUGAUGAAUCAGAAGGAGAAGAAUUUACAGUGAGAGAUGGCUACAUUCAUUAUGGGCAGACUGUCAAACUUGUGUGCUCAGUUACUGGCAUGGCACUCCCGAGACUGAUAAUUCGAAAAGUAGAUAAACARACAGCAUUAUUGGAUGCAGAUGACCCAGUAUCACAGCUCCAUAAAUGUGCAUUUUACCUUAAAGACACUGAGAGAAUGUAUUUGUGCCUUUCCCAGGAGAGAAUAAUCCAGUUUCAAGCCACUCCAUGCCCGAAAGAACCAAAUAAAGAAAUGAUUAAUGAUGGAGCUUCUUGGACAAUCAUUAGCACAGACAAAGCUGAAUAUACAUUUUAUGAGGGGAUGGGACCGGUCCAUGCUCCAGUGACACCUGUGCCUGUUGUAGAAAGUCUUCAAUUGAAUGGUGGUGGGGAUGUAGCAAUGUUGGAACUUACAGGACAGAACUUCACUCCAAAUUUACGUGUCUGGUUUGGGGAUGUGGAAGCUGAAACCAUGUACAGAUGUGCAGAGAGCAUGCUUUGUGUUGUUCCAGACAUUUCUGCUUUUCGAGAGGGUUGGAGGUGGGUCCGACAGCCAGUCCAAGUUCCAGUAACUUUGGUCCGUAAUGAUGGCAUAAUUUACUCCACCAGCCUUACCUUUACAUACACACCGGAACCAGGGCCACGGCCACACUGCAGUGCUGCUGGAGCAAUCCUCAGAGCCAACUCAAGCCUCAUGGCUUCCAGUGAAACAAACACAAACAGCGAGGGAAGUUACACAAAUGUCAGCACAAACCCCACCAAUGUCACAUCAUCUACAGCAACUGUAGUUUCCUAACUACUGUUGUUUGUCUGGACUUUUAAUUGACUUUUUGUGCUACAUUCAAGAGAACUGAACAAUUUUUGUGGUUUCAUGGGAAAACACGUUUCCAUUUUAGGUGAUAUGAUUUGAACCUUGUUACCUGCAAGUGCUGAUCUUAAAAACAGAAGCCACAAUAAAAAAAAAGAAAAAAMCAA